Molecule: messenger RNA, 1123 nt
Organism: Chelmon rostratus (copperband butterflyfish)
Lineage: Eukaryota; Metazoa; Chordata; Actinopteri; Chaetodontiformes; Chaetodontidae
Product: serine/threonine-protein kinase SBK1
Exons: 4
Coding region: 86-1123 (345 amino acids)
Biological process (GO): peptidyl-serine phosphorylation; peptidyl-threonine phosphorylation
Molecular function (GO): protein serine/threonine kinase activity; ATP binding
Source: RefSeq, a predicted model, not a curated record
GCAGUGUGAGUGUGUGUCAGUCAGUGUGUGUUUGGCUUGCCUUUCUCAGACUCCAGUGACUGUAUCGGACACCAAGUGUAACAAGAUGAUUGAGCUGGGCCUCGCUGAUGGCAGCCUGAUCGACGAGCUGAUGGAGCUGACGGCGCAGAGCCUCGGUCAACUGGAGAUCCAGGAGCACUUCAACGUCGUCAAGGAGAUCGGCCGAGGCAAAUAUGGCAAAGUGCUGCUGGUCACACAUCGCUUCAGGGGGACUCCGAUGGCCUUGAAAGUGAUGCCCAAAACCUCGACUAAGCUGCAAGGCUUUCUGCGAGAGUACUGCAUCUCCUUGCACCUGUCCUGUCACCCCUGCAUCGUGGGCCUCUUUGGCAUUGCCUUCCAGUCUAAUGAGCACUACUGCUUUGCCCAGGAGCUUGUCAUUGGGAGGGACCUGUUUGCUGUCAUCCAGCCAAAGGUGGGCAUCCCAGAAUCUUCGGUAAAACGCUGCGUCCUCCAGAUCGCCAGUGCUUUGGAGUUCAUCCACAGCCACGGCCUGGUUCACCGUGAUGUCAAGCCUGAAAACAUCCUCCUGUUGGACAGUCACUGCUGCCAAGUCAAGCUGGCAGACUUUGGCCUGGCCCAGAAGCGAGGCACUCUGAUACGCUUCAUCACGGGAACCCUGCCCUACAUGGCCCCAGAGCUGUGCACCGUGGCCCUGCAGGAGGGCCAGAAAGAGGUGACCGCUCCUCCGCUUAGCGUGGAGCCGAGUCUGGACACCUGGGCCUUCGGGGUGGUUAUCUUCUGCAUCCUUACGGGAUACUUCCCCUGGGAACGCUGCGUGGACUCGGACGACUUCUACCAGGAGUUUGCGGACUGGUGCGGAAUGGAGGAGAGGCCUAAUACUGAGGAGGACGUUCCUCCUUUGUGGAAGAGGUUCACUCCAGAGGCCAUGGAGAUGUUUGGCAAGCUCCUGGCUCUGGAUGCAGGAAAGAGGAGUACAGUGGGGGAAGUGAGAGCGUAUGUGGAGAAGGACUGGCUUAAAAAGGUACAUGAGCAGCAGCAGACAGCAGAAAAAGAAAGUGACAGGGGCUUCGGGAAUAAUCCCAGACAUGGUGAGGUAGAGAAACAGCCUAAUACUUUAAUAUAA